AUUUCUUUACGUCAGCCGCUCCAUAUCAGAACGAGACGCCCGGUCCGCAAAUCCCCGGUUCGACUCCGGCUACAAUCGACAGCGCGCCAGGCGUCGUCGUCGCCGACCCACGCACCUCAACUCUAUUGCCCGCCAACCAAUUUUUUACACCUCGAGGCUUGCUUCACUCCAUGAUAUGCCCCGCAAUCACGUCGCAGGUCCUUCCACCCUCCGUAAUCGCAACCGUGUCACCAACAAGACUCGCCUCAAGGUCAUCACGGAAAACAUCGAUGCUGACACCAUCGUCCUUGACGAAGAUGAAGAGAAGGCUAGGGUCGUCUCUACAGCCGGUGUGGACGCUGAGGAUGCCAAUGAACAUCAUUUGCAAGCUGUAUUGUCUGCGGCGGCCACACGGCAUCAAGCAAGUGCGCGGUCUACAAGGGGUGCAUCGGAGAAAGAGAGAGCACCCCUUGCUGCGUACAUUCCCACACCAGACAGUACUGGUAUCGUGGAGAAUUACGAGCAGCUCUAUCCUCCUGGUCGGUGGAAGGAUCCCUGCACCUACGUCAAGUCUUCCGAUACUGUUGAGGAGUCCACAUCCUUCGCGUUGGCCAAUGGCUUCAUAUAUUAUAUGGAUGAGCGUGACAAGGAAUGGUUGGACAAGAACAACGAGGAAGCCCGUGGGGAGGGGACUAGUGCGCAAGGUGCUAUCUCGGCGAGUACCACGCGAUCGGUGCGCAGCAUGAAGGCCAAGGGCAAGGAGCCUGAUGUUGCCCAAUCUGUUGCGAUGUUGGAAGACGAAUUUGAACUUGUAAUGGCCAUCUUUGAGAAAGUGACACAUGAGAAGACGGAGUUCCUGCAUCAUGGUCUCGAACAAGGCGCGCCGUUCCCUCCGUUCUCCGAAUAUCAGGAUACGUUCGCAGCGGGACUCCAACCAGCAAUAUUUGCGAUCUACGAAGUUCCCAGCUGGAUCCCUCCUCCAGCUCACCUAACGCGCUUGGCUCGUACCAUUUACCCUCAUUGGCGAGAGCGGCGGCUGGAGCGUUGUGGUCACCCGAUCAUUCCUUCGGUCAAUUUGGAUGAAACGGACACGAUAAAUGAGUCGUACAUAUGUUUCAGACGAAGGGAGAUCAAAGCUAUUCGCAAGACUCGUGCUCAACAAGCAACCUAUUCUGACAAGAUGGUUCGUUUGAAAGGCGAAUUGGCUGUAACUUUUGAGCUGGCAAACAGCGUGCUUCAGCGUGAAACUAUCAAGCGAGACGCAGCAGCACAUGCUCAUGCCGUCUGGGAUAAGCGUUUCGCGUUCGCGGAGAUGAAGCGCAAGUUUCCAACCUUAAGCAGCAAGGAUGAGGAGGAGCUGCUUUAUGAUAGGGAGAGAGUAGUAAAGAAGCCGAAAUUGGAGCCCACCGGUCGUAUUCCUCUCAAGUUGCGAACGCGGGACAAUGGUGAAAUUUCCUCUCCCAUCAUGCACGAGCCCCAGAUACGACCGAAAGAGCGGCAAGCUCAGAUCCAGAAGGAGAUCGACCAAGACAUGGCAAGGCGAAAGGAGAAGGACCACCAGUGGGAAGAUGCGAUCGACAAUCCCUAUCAGCCUACUCCGACGUCGUAUGCGUCCAAGCUGUUCAAAUACAUUGGUGCUACGUGCCGUGCCGGUUCGUCGACGUCCUCUUCCGACAGCGAUUCUGCACAACCUGUUCGUGCACCUCGUGCAGGCCGUCUACGAUUUGGGCGCGGUGGACGGCUUCAUCUUGAUCGUCGUAUGGUCAUGCCUCGUGCAUGGUUGCCUGCGGAUGUGUUGUCCGAUAGUGAACAUACGGCUGAAGUGGAUGCGCAGGAGCGGGCUCGCAGGCUUGCUGAACGGUGGCAAUUCGACUCCGAUGAUGUUCCAGCAGUUGGGCCGGAGGGUUCAGAGGAGAAGGAUCGUGUACUCGUUGACGAUUACGAGCCGAAAUAUCUUGUGCAUCACAUGACAUUGCUGACGGAACAGGAUCAUCAAAGCCUCAUCACAGAUGCAACGGUCUUGGUGGUGUCGAAUGACGGACGCCAACAAGCACACUUGCCGUUCAGACUGGGUCAACCUACAUAUCGCAGGGACAUGCCACAGUUCAUGCGACCUUCUCCGUUGACCCCUGGGCACUCGAUAUCCGCCACGCAAUCGGGCUCCUCGUCCCUGUCGAUAUCAUCUGCUGGUACUCCUGUAGCGUUUCCGACUCAGCUGAAGAAGAUGCCGCCCCCGGCGGUGCCUCAGACGCGUACCAGCGGUAGCAUACGUCCACCAGGGAUACCCGCUGUUCCCAGUAUGCACCCCAGUAUCACAGCAUCACUCGGGUCUCCACGCAACACACCUCCUAUCACCAUUACGCCAGCCAACGGUGUCAAUGAAUCGGGUGGACACGUCACAGAGGGCAUGGACCAGGCUGCCAGAUCACCUUCGUUGCCUCACUCUAAUGGACAUGCGCCGAAUUCGAGUGAUCCAAGCCAGCCUGCCGCCGUCCCGCCACCUUCCUCUCCUCUUCGACCCAAGGCUCAAGUCAAUUCCAUAACCAUGCCUGCCGUCCCUAAUGGGUAUCAUAUGGCACCUGUCAGCGCAUAUACCAUGGCAAACGCCCAGUAUAUGCAUCCGAGCAACCGGCAGAGCAGUCUGACGCUGCAGCAAAUGCACGAGCUCAAAUCCGCUUUCGCCUCUAUGUCGCCUGCGCCGGAUGCCCCCAUGCAGACGAACGUCAGCAUGCCGAUCCGUACGUCGACGUCAUACGUCCACGCUCUGCCGAACAACCCAAAUUACAUGCGACCGAUGGCGCGACAAAUGCAGUGGGCGGCUGCUGCGGCUUUGGCUCAACAACAGCAACGCCCGCCUUCUGUCAAUGCUGCGGAGACCAACGGCAUGGAUGGAAUGGUAGCAGCUGCGCAUUCGCCUCAGAUGUCUGGUGCGCCUGCUCGGACCCCAUCUGCGAACGGUAUCCGUGCGCCUUUAUCGCACAGCCUGGCCAUGCCUCCACAGACUCGGGGCCUGGUGCCACCUGGGAGAGCAUCUCCGGCUGCCUAUGCGCGCGUUUCGGGGCCCUUGUCGCCCUCUCCUCAUUUGCUGAACACUUCCCUUUCAGCGACGCAGCCGCAAUCGUCGCCGACGCGCUCACCACAGCCGCCGAUGGCUAUGCCGUCGCCGUCACCAUCGUUGCAAGCGCGACACGCCGUGGGGAGCAUGGGAGCUGGGUACUGAGCCUGAACGCAUAUUGCUGUGUGUGUUGUCUGCGUUUAUCAGUACUGUACCGAAUUACUGUCGACUCUGUGUCUC
Messenger RNA from Laetiporus sulphureus 93-53, 3274 nucleotides. RefSeq lists its product as uncharacterized. The transcript is spliced from 7 exons. Bases 176 to 3199 code for a protein of 1007 amino acids. Gene Ontology annotation, cellular component: piccolo histone acetyltransferase complex. Gene Ontology annotation, biological process: regulation of transcription by RNA polymerase II. Lineage: Eukaryota; Fungi; Basidiomycota; Agaricomycetes; Polyporales; Laetiporaceae. The record is from RefSeq and is a predicted model, not a curated record.